Molecule: messenger RNA, 1427 nt
Organism: Pseudovirgaria hyperparasitica
Lineage: Eukaryota; Fungi; Ascomycota; Dothideomycetes; Acrospermales; Acrospermaceae
Product: GTP-binding protein-like protein
Exons: 7
Coding region: 87-1343 (418 amino acids)
Cellular component (GO): cytoplasm
Molecular function (GO): GTP binding; ATP hydrolysis activity
Source: RefSeq, a predicted model, not a curated record
CAUUCCUACGCAACAUUGAUAGUCAAAUACAACCGCUUGCGCACUGUCUUGUUUCUCUCCUCUGCCUACGUUACCUCACAAGCACCAUGGGCCGUGAUCCACUGAUUGGAUUGGUCGGUAAGCCGUCCUCAGGCAAGAGCACGACGCUCAAUAGUUUGACCGACGCGUCGAGCAAAGUAGGCAACUUUCCAUUCACAACUAUCGAUCCUCAGCGCGCGAUAGGCUAUCUCCAAAUACCUUGCGCUUGCGCGCGAUACGAUCUCUCUGCUCACUGCCGCCCGAACUACGGGUCCUGCGUUGAUGGCCGGCGUAGCGUGCCCAUUGAGCUUCUCGAUGUUGCGGGACUGGUACCUGGCGCACACGAAGGUAGAGGACUGGGGAAUAAGUUCUUGGACGACCUGCGACAUGCGGACGCGCUUAUACAUGUUGUCGAUGUGAGCGGUUGUACGGAUGAGGAGGGCAAGGCAACCAGGGGAUAUGAUCCGAGUAAUGACAUUGUGUGGUUGAGGAGCGAGAUUGUCAGCUGGGUGCUGGGGAAUCUGAUGGAGAAAUGGGGAAGCAUAAAACGACGGCACAUCGCAGUGAAAGCGACAGCGGUCGAAACUCUCCAGAACCAAUUCUCGGGUUACGGCAGCACAUCCAAGAUCGUCGCCCGCACCCUCGACAAGCUCGCCCUGAAAGAGCCCCUUCAAGACUGGAGCAACGCAACCGUCGAAACGGUGGUGAACGCCUUCAUCGACGAGAAAUUCCCCACCGUCAUCGCACUCAACAAGAUCGACCACCCCGACGCAGACAAGAACAUUGCCAAAAUCGCAAAAACCCAGCCGCCCGAGACAAUCGUGCUGUGCAGCGCCAUAUCCGAAGUCUUCCUGCGCAGACUGGCCAAGCAGGGCUUCGUAAAGUACACCGAGGGCAGCGAGUUCGUCGACACGCGCGACGACCUGCUCGAGAGCGGCGAGGACGACGGCGGCGGCCUCAAGGAGAUGGACGAGAAGCUCAAGCAGCGCAUCGAGAAUCUCAAGGACAUGGUCCUGUACCGCUUUGGCAGCACGGGCGUGGUGCAGCUGCUCACGCGCGCCGCGGAUUUGCUCGGUCUGGUCCCCGUCUUUCCCGUGCGCAACGUGCAUAGCUUUGGCGCUGCGGCGUCGGGGGGCAAGGAGGCGGUGUUUCGCGACUGUGUGCUUGUGGGCAGGGGUAGUACGGUGGGCGAUGUGUAUAGGAAGGUCAUGGGCGAUGCGCCGAUGGCGUAUGUCGAGACGGCUGGCGGGCAGCGCGUGGCUGAGGAUGAUGUUGUUGUUGUGGGCAAGAACGACAUAUUAUCGUUCAAAGUCGGACGAGCGUAGGAUGCAUAGAUGGCGAUACGUGUGAUGAGAUUUGAAUAAAAGAGAUAAUAGAAGAGGAUACCUCCCCGGGUUUCGACUAUACCC